Molecule: messenger RNA, 2258 nt
Organism: Triticum aestivum (bread wheat)
Lineage: Eukaryota; Viridiplantae; Streptophyta; Magnoliopsida; Poales; Poaceae
Product: auxin-responsive protein SAUR36
Exons: 3
Coding region: 234-695 (153 amino acids)
Biological process (GO): response to auxin
Source: RefSeq, a predicted model, not a curated record
CAUUUCAGACUGAGCACAUUCAUCACAUUUUCUGCAGCUACUUCCACCCAACGCCCUCACUGAUAGCUACACACAACCUACACGCAUAUGCACUUCCCCGAGCCCUCUUUGUUGUACGUUCUACUAUAAAUCCAUGGCCUGCUCAACACAGCUUCUUCAUCUCAUGUGCAAGCAACAUCACAAUCUACAACACACAUUCAGACUUCCAGAGCCAAAGUGAAAUUUAGCCAGCCAUGAUCCAUCCAAAGAAGCUUGCUCAGCUGGCCAAGAAGUGCCAACGGAUGUUGGCAGCCGGAGCCAGUGCCCGCUGUCAGCAUGCCUCAGACACGGCCGAUGAUGAAUGCUGCAGUACAGCAUCAUCUGUGGCUGCUGAUGAGGGCCACUGCAUGAUGUACACCACCAAUGGAGCACGGUUCGAGGUCCCUCUGGCGUACCUCGGGACGACGGUGUUCGCUGAGCUCCUGAGGAUGUCUGAGGAGGAGUUUGGCUUCGCGAGUGGCGGCGACGGAGGCAGGAUCAUGCUGCCCUGCGACGCCAUGGUAAUGGUGUACGUCUUGUGCCUGGUCAGGAGAGAGGCCUCCGAGGAGGUCGAGAAGGCAUUCUUGAGCUCCAUUGCUGGGCACUGUCACAACUACAAUGCUAGUUGCAUGGCCCCAUCAAUGGGAAUCACCCAUCAGUUUGCUCUUUGUACUUAGCUAUUCCCUCCGUCCCAAAAUAAGUAUCUCAACUUUGUACUAAUUUUAGUACAAAGUUGUACUAGAGUUGAGACAUUUAUUUUGGGACAGAGGGAGUACUAGCUUAGUUUCUGAAAUACUGUUUUGGUUAGGAUUGAGGAGAUCUGUAGUCUGAUAUAAGAUUCGAUCAUCACAGGAAAUGACACAAAAGAGACAAUUUUUCUGGGAAAAAAUGGAUUAUUUGACACAUCCUUUAACAUUCUGCUCAAAGUUUGGAGGGUGAAUUGUGGGUGCAGCGGCUAAAAGGAGGGGAUGUGAAUGAUGGAACUCGGCAACAGCACCGGCGAAGGGGAGAGAUGAACGAUCAGUGAACUGCCUUUCCUACCUGUAGCGAGGACCAUCGGAUUGAGAAUUUGACAUUGUGUGAGCCGUUUAUAAGAUUUUCCAGAGAACGCGCUCCACAUAGACCUGCCUCUACUGCCUCAUAGAUGGAUGCUUCCACUGCUGCUUGCGUGUGAUGUCUGAUGCACAGCUAGCCUGUGCGUGCGUGUGCUCGGUGGCGUCUUGCUUGCUCGAGCACCUCCUCCAUACUCCGGCAAACUACACAAGACAGAAGACAGCAUCAGGGCCUCUUCAUGCAUGUUCUUCAGAAGCUACAAACAACAAAUCUGGUUGCUGGCUCCGACAGUAGGCAUCUCACAGCCCAUGUAGUGGCAAGACGCCACCAUAGAACUCAGGAAUGCACUCUCGACCUCGACCUCGGUGAAGGCAUUUCUCCUUAGCAAGCAUAUGGCAUACUCCAUCACUGCAGCAUCACAGGGCAGUGUGAUCUUGCCAUCGAUCGCAAAGCCAAACUCCUCCUGGGACAUCCUCAGGAGCUCGCCAAAGAUCGUCGUGCCAAGGUACUCCAAUGGGACCUCGAAACGCCUCCCAUCAUCUGUGUACAUGACACAGUGGCCCCUGGCCGGUACUGAAUUGCAGCAGUCUUGAUCUUGUUUGGCCAACACUGUGAGCCUCUUCCUCCCAACUGGAGAUCUGAAGAAGUGAGCUAUGGAUGUUGCAGUGCUCAGUUGGUGGAUGAGCGGAUGAAGAAGUGAUGGUGUUGAGCUGAGCUGCUUGCUGAAUUUAUAGGCCAGGGGAAGGACGUCUUGACGGUGAACUGUGCUUGUCAUUGAGAAAAGUUGGCAGGGGACAAGGCCAUGGGAUCGGUGCAUGCAGCAUGAUUAAUUUGGAUUUGAUUGCGGUGGGGCCAAAUGUUUGGUGUAUGCUGGAGCCUAUAGUUGCAAUUGUUAGGCAUGGGUCUGCUUUCUUAUCAUUCGCGGCUGCCAUACCGAACCGCGUAGCCAACAAGAGGUGUGUCGGAAACAUGGCUACUGGCAACGUGCGAGGAAUACAACAAUGGGUUCCAGAUUCAGGGACUGAACAAUUUCGGUGAGCACUGAUCAAUUAUAUGCUAUAUAUUGAUGUGCUUCUGUUGAUUGGACUGUCAUCAUAAUGUUCAUUGUUCAUGCACCUGAUCAAUCUAUUCUCUGUGAACAUUCAGCUGAAAAGCUCGUGCUCGGCCUAGCACUUUGAUGUGUUCAA